This is a messenger RNA of Astyanax mexicanus (Mexican tetra), 3251 nucleotides long. It is a transcript of the gene cpeb1b, whose product is annotated as cytoplasmic polyadenylation element binding protein 1b. Bases 113 to 1822 code for a protein of 569 amino acids. The record is from RefSeq and is a predicted model, not a curated record. Gene Ontology annotation, biological process: negative regulation of cytoplasmic translation. The transcript is spliced from 12 exons. Gene Ontology annotation, cellular component: nucleus; cytoplasm; synapse. Lineage: Eukaryota; Metazoa; Chordata; Actinopteri; Characiformes; Acestrorhamphidae. Gene Ontology annotation, molecular function: mRNA 3'-UTR binding; mRNA regulatory element binding translation repressor activity; translation factor activity, RNA binding.
CGCUGAACAGAUGAAUUUAAUAAGCGUUAAUUUCCUGUCAGAGUUAUUAAACAGCGGUGCGCGUGCUCAGCUCCUCAGGGUGUUUUAGCUCAUUCUCUUUCAUUACUCUACCAUGGCGUUUUCUCUGAGAGAUAAUCCUCGAUCCCUGAACCGCUGGGACUCGGACACACCUGCCCUGUCUACCUGCAGCAACGCAGAUAUCUUCCGCAGAAUGAACACCAUGCUGGGGAACUCUCUGGACCUGACCGGAGUCUGCACCACUCCCAGCACCAAGACCAAGAGGGACUCGCUGAUCGGUAACUUUCCCCAACUCUUCGACCGUCCGGAUUCGGACCUGUCUGCGGUCCGGAGCAGGAUGCUCUUCCCCAGCACCAGCCAGGACUCGUCCCGGGGGCUGCCCGACGUCAACGAGCUGGGCCUGGGCCUGCAGUCCCUCAACCUGUCCGGUUGGGAGCGACCCUGGAGCAGCCAGGACUCAGAGCAGUCGGCCCAGAACUCCAACGCCUCCAUGCUGGGCAUGCUGGGAAGUCCUCUGGGUCAGCUCCUAAACAAACCUCAGGGCUUCAGCUCCCACGAGUCCAGCACUGGACCUUCAGAUUUCCUGGAGAAGUUUCCAGCCCUGGCUCGCCUCAACUCCCGCUCCUUACUGGGCUCCCACUCCAGCAGCCCUGUGGACUCCGAGACCAGCGUCUUCAGUUCUGGUUCUGAUCACCUUUCUGACCUGCUGUCUUCUCUGAGGAUCUCCUCCUCAGUGCCCUUCCUCAUGUCCAAUGUGCCAAAAGAUCCUCUGAAGCUCAGUCUGAGCUCCCGUAUGGAGCUGGACAGCUCCUCCAUGACCCCGCCGCCCAGCGCCACCCCGGGCAGCAGCCUGUCCCGCCGCUGGCCCGGCGCCUCCGUCUGGCCCAACUGGGACCUGCUGGAGACCCCUGAGGGCCCGUUCAGCAUCGAGAGGGAGGCUCGCCUGCACAGGCAGGCUGCAUCUAUAAAUGAAGCUACGUUCACAUGGAGCGGUCAGCUGCCCUCCAGAAACUACAAGAAUCCAGUUUAUUCCUGCAAAGUGUUCCUCGGCGGCGUUCCCUGGGACAUUACUGAGGCUGGCCUGAUCAACACGUUUAACUGUUACGGCCCGCUGAGUGUGGAGUGGCCUGGUAAGGAUGGCAAGCAUCCUCGUUGCCCUCCUAAAGGUAAUAUGCCCAAAGGUUAUGUAUAUCUGGUGUUUGAGUCUGAGAGGUCGGUGCGUGGGCUGCUGCAGGCCUGCACUCAGGAUCUGCUCCAUCCUGAGGGCUACAGCGAAUAUUACUUCAAGAUGUCCAGCAGGAGGAUGCGCUGCAAGGAUGUCCAGGUGAUCCCGUGGGUGAUCUCAGACAGUAACUACGUUCGCUGCCCCUCCCAGCGGCUGGACCCCAGUAAUACGGUGUUCGUGGGAGCGCUGCAUGGCAUGCUGAACGCCGAGGCUCUGGCCAGCAUCAUGAACGAUCUGUUUGGGGGGGUCAUGUACGCCGGGAUCGACACGGACAAGCACAAGUACCCCAUAGGGUCUGGUCGUGUAACCUUCAACAACCAGCGCAGUUACCUGAAGGCAGUCAGUGCUGCGUUUGUUGAAAUCAAGACGCCCAAGUUUACAAAGAAGGUUCAGAUUGACCCCUAUCUGGAGGACUCAAUGUGCCAGGUGUGCAGCCGCCAACCCGGACCCUUCUUUUGCAGAGACCAGGCCUGCUUUAAGUACUACUGUCGCUCCUGCUGGCACUGGCAGCACUCCAUGGACAUCCUCAGCAACCACCGUCCACUGAUGCGCAACCAGAAGAACCGGGACUCCAGCUAAACCCGCAGUCCUCCUCCCGCACGGCACCGACGCACCGUGCUUCAUCCUGGACCCCCAUCACCACCACCACGCCUCCCCGGGGCGGAGCUCCGGCGCCGGCACUCCCGCCGGGCACUGAGGAGCGCUGGGUUUCGCGGAAUCACUGUAGAAAGUUCACUUUCGCACUUAAAGAGAUUUUUCUCUUCUUUUUUAUUAUUAUUUUUGGCUUGUUCACUUUGGCACUUUGCACACAGUGAAAAUAAUAUUUAAUGAUUGUGGGUUUUGCAGGGGCCCACGUGUUUAAAACGAUAAAAGUCCCCCGUCAUAUUUUUUUUUUUUCUUUUUUUUUGGGGUGUGAAGAAGAAUAAGGCCAUGGUUUAGACUAAUUACGUUUCAUUUUUCUUAAUUUUUUUUUUUCCCAGAAUUUUUUCUUAAGGAUUUUUUCUUAAUUUUUUCUCUUUAAAAUUGCUUUUUGCUUUUUUUUUUGGUUUAGUUUUUUCCCUCCCUCUCUAUUCCUCUCCUUGAGCAGUCAUGCAAGUUCCAUCGUUUAACUAACCGAAGCCAUACAGUGCCUUUAAAAAACAUUAAAACAUUGUUUUCCUCUCUAGCUGCUUUUCCCAUUGCAGUUAGCCAGGGUUUUUUACUUUAAUAUAUAAAUAUAAACACACAGCUCAUAACAUAAUGAAGCCAUUUUCAUCCUCCAGACAUUUUACGCCGUUCUUUUUACAAAUUUUUACAUAAAAACGGUUUUAAGUCCAUGACAUGGAAAGUUGAACAGAAAUCUACCUACUGGCUUUUUAAUUUUCAUCGUUUUUUUGUUUCCCCACGUUUUUUUCUGGAGAGUAUUUUUCUCCCUUGUUCAGAAUGUUCAUUAGAACAAGAGGUUUUUGCUAAAUAUUGCUUAUUAAAAAUUGCGAUUUCAACCCAGAUUAUUACCCAUAUUAAUUUUUUUUCCUUUUUUUUAGCGUCUGCCCUUAAGGCAUUGCUUUUACUGGGUUGCAUAAAGUUUUCCGAUCAACUUUUUGCGAGUUUGUAAUCAGAAUUGGUAAUGGCCGCAGACUGCACAUAGUUUUAUUGUUGCACUUUUUAAUUUGCACUUUGGAAAAGGGGGUCGGUUUUUAAUCACCUAUUUUUGGACUUCAGCAGGUUAUCUUACGCAGGGCGUGACCCCGGAGUACCAACAGCCGCUUGUUGAAUGUAAAAAUCUCUUAACUCCACGUUGAAUGUACCUUUUUAGUAGACCAAAUGCAGACGGCACUUUAUUUCUGUCGGCAGCGGACGGGUCUGAGGGUCUUCAGUCAGGAUGGUCAUUUCUCCACAUCGUCUCCACGCUGAGCUUCUCUCAGCCCAGCUGCUUCUUAUUCUACCUCAUUGUGGUCUGCUGAGAUUGUGUACUGAAAUGUGUGAAGUUCAGGUUUUUGAUUGUGCACAAUAAAGGUGUUUAAGCAUU